AUGUCCUGCAAUUUCAACUGCUCAGCUCCCACCCCCGCCUUAUCUGAAAACAGCGAUAUCACUGGAAUUGGGAUCAUUAUCAACAAUAUCGUGACUGCCGGCUUCGCUGUAGUGGUCAUUCUCCUCCACUACGUCGCCAUCUACGAUCCAACCCGCGACCCGUCUCAAAAAGAUGGUCAAAUUCCAGCAACUCCAUUUCGACCUAACCCGAUAGACGAAAGCAUCUUAACAAACCUCAGAUUACUCCUAAGGCAUGUACCUUUCGUCAAAAAUGGCAGCAAAAAAUUCUCAGACUUCUUACUCAAGUGCAUCCGAGCAUUGAGCGACAUACAAAUCGUGACCGGCUUCUCUAUCCUGAUCAGCGGGUUUCUCCAGCUCAGAUGCGGUCUAUCAACGUAUCAUUGGCAAGUCGUCGUCCACCUGGGCUGGCUUUCCUGUCUGACUCAGUUAUCUUGCUUAACGCUUCUACGCAACCAUCUCCACGAUCACUCCACUGAGCGGGUGUUGAGGUUACUGGCAGUGGGUGUAUUAGUGAUACUGUUGAUCGUGGGUCUUAGUUUCACCGGAAACUAUCACUGGGCUUUUGACGCAGACAAUGACGAUCACCCAACUCUUAGUGACUCUGCAAUCUGUCAUAUGCGCCCUCAUCCGGGCAUCAACUCGGCAUUUCUAUCAAUGCCUUACUUGAUGAUCUUGAUGAUCUUUGGAUUUGCUUCGAGGGUGAUUAACCUCUACGAUACACUUUCAAUUGGUGUUGUUGGACGGGCCAGAACAUUCCUCGCACGGCCCAUACGAAGGUUAUUACACAUUGUGUAUGACUGGAGCGAUGUGAAUGACUGGAGAAAUAUGUCUAACUGGAGCGGUGCAUCAGGCUCGCCGCGGAAUCUGAAGUUGAUGCUUUGCUAUCUUCCCCUCUUGUCUAUCCACUUCACGUGUUUGGUGCUCGUAGAUGUGUGGGAUUCUGCCAUUACAGAGGUCGGCUGGUUAAUCAUCGCCUUUGCAUGUGGUAUUAUCCGGCUGAUAAGGACGAUAUAUCGACCGAAACAGAAAGGCCUCGAGGCUUCGUUGACUGGUUUUGAUGAUUGGUCGUUUGGCCAAGUUGCUUCUGUGGUGUUACUGGCCGCACCGCUCAUCACAGUCAUCGAAUAUAUCCAGGAAGGUGGGUCAAGUUCUAGUGGUUAUUAUCUAGGAUCAACUGAGAGGUCUAAUACUGGCAUAGAAGAUGAGCCUCGCGGACAAGAUGAGACUCCCGCAAAAAAUGAGACUGACACACAGGAUGAGACUCACCCACAGGAUGAGACUCGCCCACAGGAUGAGACUCGCCCACAGGAUGAGACUCACGUACAAGACGGAUCACAAACUCUCUCUGACAGCCAAACCGUACCCCCGCUCGAACCCCGUUCUAUAUCAGACCCAACCAUCGUGGACCUCAAUAAACCCGACAAUGAUUGGGUUUCACACCUCAAAAUAUCUGAUCUGAUCGGUGUACAUAUAACCAGGUUGGCUUUCGCAGUUAUCCUCUGGGCGGCAGAAGGUGAUCCUUUCACCAAUACGAACGAGAUGUUCUUAGACAAUUUCCUCUUCGCGGGUCUUUGGACGUUUGUACUCAUUCUUUGCUCUUUGAUGGUGGAGACUGCAUUUGCGGACCGAAGACCUUAUCUUACCCUCUGUCUAGAACAAGGGGUAAAGUUAUACAGCAUUGGGUUUAUAAGUUUAUCUCUCCCCAUUUGGGCGAAGGUUGUUUAUUGUCUCCUGCCACUCCUCAUUACCGGUGUUUUGGCGUAUCGAUUUUGGUGCUAA
Molecule: messenger RNA, 1800 nt
Organism: Penicillium hordei
Lineage: Eukaryota; Fungi; Ascomycota; Eurotiomycetes; Eurotiales; Aspergillaceae
Exons: 4
Coding region: 1-1800 (599 amino acids)
Source: RefSeq, a predicted model, not a curated record